AGCUCGUCUCCCAUCCAACCUCCUAAAGACCUCUCUCCCUUGCUUUUCUUCCAAGAGAUACACAAAAGAAAUCAGAAAUGACCGACCAAAAACCAGAAGCCACCAAAGUGGCUUCUCAAAUCCCCCAUGACUCCAUCCCCAAGGCCGUCGCCCCACGGCCUUGCCGUAACAGCAAGUUUGCCUUCGCUUGCGGCAUGCUCGCCUCCAUGACCACCAUCAUCUUAGGCUAUGACAUUGGAGUGAUGAGUGGCGCUGCAUUAUUCAUCAAAGACGACUUCCACGUGAGUGACACUCAGAUAGAGAUCCUCCUUGGCAUCCUCAACCUCUCCUCCCUCGUCGGCUCCCUCGCCGCCGGCAGGACAGCCGACUGGAUCGGCCGCCGCUACACCAUCGUCUUCGCCGCCGUCAUCUUCUUCGUCGGCGCAAUCGUGAUGGGCGUCGCCCCCAACUACGCCUUCCUCAUGGUCGGCCACCUCAUCACCGGCAUCGGCGUCGGCUACGCCAUCGUGAUCGCCGCCGUCUACACCGUCGAGGUGGCCCCCGCCUCCUCCCGCGGCUUCCUGACCUCCUUCCCGGAGGUCUUCAUCAAUUCCGGCAUCCUCCUCGGCUACGUCUCCAGCUUCGCCUUCGCCAACCUCCCGGAGCACCUGGGCUGGCGCCUCAUGCUCGGCGUCGGCGCCAUCCCCUCCAUCUUCCUCGGCGUCAGCGUCCUUGCCAUGCCAGAGUCCCCCCGGUGGCUCGUCAUGCACGUCAUGCUCGCCGCGGCCAAGAAGGUCCUUGCCAAGACCUCCGACACCCCGGAAGAAGCCGAGGAACGCCUCCUCGACAUCAAGAAUGUCGCCGGCAUCCCCGCCGACUGCAACGAUGACGUGGUAGCGAUCCAGAAGAAGAGCCACGGCGAGGGAGUGUGGAAGGAGCUCUUGCUGAGGCCAACGCCGUCGGUCCGCCGUGUCUUGGUGUCAGCGAUCGGAAUCCAGUUCUUCCAGCAGGCCUCCGGUAUCGGCUCUUUGGUGCUCUACAGCCCCCGAGUCUUUGAAAAAGCCGGAAUUCAUGGCAAAGACAAGCUGCUUGGUACGACGGUGGCGGUCGGAUUCACCAAAACUUUGUCCAUCCUGGUGGCAACCUUCCUGUUAGACCGUCUUGGGCGGCGACCUUUGUUGUUGAGCAGCACAGGAGGGAUGAUAGUGUCUCUAGCCGCGCUUGGGCUCGGGCUCUCCAUCAUCGAUCACCACCCGAAUGGGCAGCUCCCAUGGGCCAUCGGCCUCUCCAUCGCAUCGAUAUUGGCCUAUGUUGCCUUCUUUUCGAUCGGUCUAGGCCCGAUAAAUUUGGUGUAUAGCUCAGAGAUCUUCCCCAUGCGGCUAAGAGCACAGGGUGUGAGUGUUGGGGUGGUUGUGAACCGGGUAACAAGUGGUGUGAUCACGAUGACUUUUAUAUCACUCUACAAAGCCAUUACGAUCGGCGGGAGCUUCUUCUUGUAUGCUGGGAUCGCUGCGCUGGGAUGGGUGUUCUUCUUUACUUACUUGAAGGAGACCAGAGGGAAGACUCUGGAGGAGAUGGAGAAUAUGUUUGGAAAGAAAAUAGAAGAGAAGAUGGAUGGACAAGUUCAGAUGGUGGAUGGGGCUGGGGGAGGGCGUAACGGGUAACAAUGAUAACUUCAGGGUGUUUUCUGUAAAAUAAUAACAGAGGUACAAGCCUGGUAAGAAAGACUUGUGACGAAAAGUCAUGCGCAGAAGAGAUGCCUCACCCUUUUCUUGGCUUCGACAGCAAUCAUCGAUGGCGAUGUCUCACCCACUUUUUUAUGACAUUUGGCACGUGAUGAGGGGUCUCUAUCGAUAUUUGUUACGUGUAUAGUGAGACUAACAGCAUUGUUGAUUGAAUGGCUUUUUAUAUACUAGAACAUACCAGCGAGACGGUGUGGACUGAUGUAGCAGGAUUUCUCUAGUCUUUCGAGGGAUUCUUUAUUCUGAUCUUUUUCGUUGUAUUCUUAUUAGAAUGAUAUCAACAUUUCUAU
Elaeis guineensis (African oil palm) is the source of this 2011-nucleotide messenger RNA. The record is from RefSeq and is a predicted model, not a curated record. Lineage: Eukaryota; Viridiplantae; Streptophyta; Magnoliopsida; Arecales; Arecaceae.